Cynocephalus volans (Philippine flying lemur) is the source of this 4350-nucleotide messenger RNA. RefSeq names its product ankyrin repeat and BTB domain containing 3 (gene ABTB3). The record is from RefSeq and is a predicted model, not a curated record. Gene Ontology annotation, biological process: SMAD protein signal transduction. Lineage: Eukaryota; Metazoa; Chordata; Mammalia; Dermoptera; Cynocephalidae. Gene Ontology annotation, molecular function: protein heterodimerization activity. The transcript is spliced from 17 exons. The coding region runs from base 452 to 3781 and encodes 1109 amino acids.
GCCGACCGAGCCGGGGCCGGGAGCCCGGAGCCAGCAGCCGGCUGCCCGCGGAGCUGCUGCGGCGGCAUCUGGAGCUGUCUCCGUCCUGCGGACGAGUGACGGCGCCCGGCGGCUUCUGAGCCUAGCUGGGCCCAGGGAGGAGCGGGCUAGACACUUUUUAUUUUGGAGAGGGGCGAGUCCCAGCAGAAGCUUCCUUUCCGGCCUGGCUCGCUCUUUAUUGCGUCCCGCUCCGGCCCGGACUCUGGAAGAUGACUCCGGGGUCUGCUCUGUGUAUUCAAGCGGCGAAGGCUCGGGGAGGCAGCCGAAAGUAGUAACACUUGGUAGUAGCAGCUGGUGAAAAAGUGAGCCGAGGCGGCACAGACUCGGCUGUCCCCGCGUCCCCCGGCGCCCGCUGUCCCUCGCCGCUCCUUUCCCUCGGCUCCCCGCGGCCGCAGCAUGAAGUGGCGCAGAGAUGGCCAGGAGAGGUAAGAAGCCGGUGGUGCGAACGCUGGAGGAUCUGACGCUGGACUCGGGUUAUGGUGGCGCGGCGGACUCGGUGCGCUCCUCCAACUUGUCUCUGUGCUGUUCCGACUCGCACCCAGCGUCCCCGUAUGGCGGGAGCUGCUGGCCGCCUCUAGCUGACUCCAUGCACAGCCGGCACAACAGCUUUGACACCGUCAACACUGCCCUGGUGGAAGACUCCGAGGGGCUGGACUGCGCCGGCCAGCACUGCUCGCGGCUGCUGCCGGACCUCGACGAGGUUCCCUGGACCCUCCAGGAGCUGGAGGUGCUGCUGUUGCGCUCGCGGGAUCCCCGGGCAGGCCCGGCGGCCCCCGGCGGCCUGCCCAAGGACGCGCUGGCCAAGCUGUCGACGCUGGUGAGCCGGGCGCUGGUGCGCAUCGCCAAAGAGGCGCAGCGCCUGAGCCUGCGCUUCGCCAAGUGCACCAAGUACGAGAUCCAGAGCGCCAUGGAGAUCGUGCUGUCCUGGGGCCUGGCGGCACACUGCACGGCGGCCGCGCUGGCCGCGCUGUCCCUCUAUAACAUGAGCAGCGCCGGCGGCGACCGUCUGGGCCGCGGCAAGUCCGCGCGCUGCGGCCUCAUCUUUUCCGUGGGCCGAGUGUACCGCUGGAUGGUGGACAGCCGCGUGGCGCUGCGCAUCCACGAGCACGCCGCCAUCUACCUGACGGCCUGCAUGGAGAGCCUCUUCCGGGACAUCUACUCGCGGGUCGUGGCCUCCGGGCUGCCCCGGAGCUGCAGCGGCCCCGGCCCGGGCUCCAGCUCCAGCUCCGGCCCAGGCCCAGGCUCGGGCCCCAGCGCGGGCCCCGCGGCGGAUAAGGAGCGGGAGGCACCAGGAGUGGGAGCAGCGAGCGGUGGCGCCUGCAGCGCAGCCAGCAGCGCCAGCGGGGGCAGCAGCUGUUGCGCCCCGCCGGUCGCCGCGGCCGCCGCAGUCCCGCCGGCCGCCGCUGCCGCCGCCGCCAACCACCACCAUCACCACCACCACGCGCUCCACGAGGCGCCCAAGUUCACCGUGGAGACCCUGGAGCACACGGUCAACAACGACUCCGAGAUCUGGGGGCUCCUGCAGCCUUACCAGCACCUCAUCUGCGGGAAGAACGCCAGCGGGGUGCUGUGCCUUCCAGACAGCCUGAAUCUUCACCGAGACCCGCAGCGUUCAAGCAAGCCCGGAGAACUGCCCAUGUUCAGCCAGUCGGAGUUGAGGACUAUAGAGCAGUCCUUGCUGGCCACCCGCGUGGGCAGCAUCGCAGAACUGAGUGACCUGGUGUCCCGUGCAAUGCAUCACCUGCAACCCCUCAAUGCCAAGCACCACGGCAACGGCACCCCCCUGCACCACAAGCAGGGGGCGCUCUACUGGGAGCCCGAGGCCCUGUACACCCUUUGCUAUUUCAUGCACUGCCCGCAAAUGGAAUGGGAAAACCCCAACGUGGAGCCUUCCAAAGUCAACCUCCAGGUGGAAAGGCCCUUCCUCGUGCUGCCGCCGCUGAUGGAGUGGAUCCGGGUGGCCGUGGCGCACGCCGGCCACCGCCGCAGCUUCUCCAUGGACAGCGACGACGUCCGCCAGGCGGCCCGGCUGCUGCUGCCCGGCGUGGACUGCGAGCCGCGCCAGCUCAGGGCCGACGACUGCUUCUGCGCUUCUCGGAAGCUGGAUGCAGUGGCCAUCGAAGCCAAGUUUAAGCAGGACCUGGGCUUCCGGAUGCUGAACUGUGGGCGGACGGACCUGGUGAAGCAGGCGGUGUCUCUGCUGGGGCCUGAUGGGAUCAACACCACGAGCGAGCAGGGCAUGACCCCCCUGAUGUAUGCCUGCGUCCGUGGGGAUGAGGCAAUGGUUCAGAUGCUGCUGGAUGCCGGAGCUGACCUGAAUGUGGAGGUUGUCAGUACUCCUCAUAAAUAUCCAUCCAUCCACCCCGAGACCCGCCAUUGGACGGCUCUGACUUUUGCUGUGUUGCAUGGACAUAUUCCUGUAGUUCAGCUCCUCCUGGAUGCUGGGGCCAAGGUGGAAGGCUCUGUGGAGCACGGCGAGGAGAAUUACUCAGAAACGCCGCUCCAGCUCGCAGCCGCUGUCGGAAAUUUUGAGCUGGUUAGUUUGCUGUUGGAACGUGGUGCGGAUCCCCUGAUAGGAACCAUGUACAGGAAUGGAAUUUCUACAACCCCCCAGGGUGAUAUGAACUCUUUCAGCCAGGCUGCAGCCCACGGACACAGGAAUGUGUUCCGCAAACUGCUCGCUCAGCCAGAGAAGGAGAAGAGUGAUAUCCUGUCCCUGGAGGAGAUUCUGGCCGAGGGGACUGACCUGGCAGAGACAGCCCCGCCCCCUCUGUGUGCCAGCCGCAACAGCAAGGCCAAACUGAGGGCCCUGAGGGAGGCCAUGUAUCACAGCGCUGAGCAUGGCUACGUGGAUGUCACAAUUGAUAUCAGGAGCAUAGGUGUCCCAUGGACUCUGCACACAUGGCUGGAGUCUUUGCGGAUCGCCUUCCAGCAGCACCGCAGGCCUCUCAUCCAGUGCUUGCUAAAGGAGUUUAAGACCAUUCAGGAGGAAGAAUACACGGAGGAGCUCAUUACCCAAGGCCUGCCCCUGAUGUUUGAGAUCUUGAAAGCGAGCAAGAACGAGGUGAUCAGCCAGCAGCUGUGUGUCAUCUUCACGCACUGCUAUGGGCCCUACCCCAUCCCCAAGCUCACGGAGAUCAAACGGAAACAGACCUCACGCCUGGAUCCUCAUUUUCUUAACAAUAAAGAAAUGUCUGAUGUUACCUUUCUGGUGGAAGGAAGACCGUUUUAUGCUCACAAAGUGCUGUUAUUUACAGCCUCUCCAAGAUUCAAAGCACUCCUCUCCAGCAAGCCGACAAAUGACAGCACCUGCAUAGAGAUCGGUUAUGUGAAGUACCCCAUCUUUCAGCUGGUCAUGCAGUAUCUCUACUAUGGUGGCCCAGAGUCCCUUCUCAUCAAAAACAACGAGAUUAUGGAGCUUCUCUCUGCUGCUAAGUUUUUCCAGCUGGAGGCUUUGCAGCGACACUGUGAGAUUAUCUGUGCAAAAAGCAUCAAUACUGACAACUGUGUGGAUAUUUACAACCACGCCAAGUUUCUUGGAGUCACAGAGCUCUCAGCAUAUUGUGAAGGCUACUUUCUCAAAAACAUGAUGGUCCUCAUCGAAAACGAAGCUUUCAAGCAGCUGCUAUAUGACAAAAAUGGUGAAGGGACGGGCCAGGAUGUGCUCCAGGACUUACAGAGGACGUUGGCCAUCAGGAUUCAGUCCAUCCACUUGUCAUCUUCCAAAGGUUCUGUUGUAUGAAACUUCCAGUGCAGCGAAUGCUUCCCGGGAACUUUCCAGUUCUCCUGCUGCAUUGGCUUUACACAAACACAUACAAAUUCCACCUGGAGUCUGUUUUUGGCUGGGCCAAGGAGCUGCUCUACUGCCUCAGCUUCUAUUGAAUAAGCAAAUUCAGCUCCCAUGUGUUCCUGUUGAGAAACAAAAGACAUUCCACUGGUCUGCAGAUCAGAUCACAGCUGAGUCCAGAGCCUGGAGGUCAACAUAGGGCAGCCAAGCUAAUCUUAACCAAGAGCACCCCUGGGGCCCACUGCUGGGACCACUGUCCAAUGGAUCGAUCAAGAUCUAAAGGUUGUUGGGGUUCCAGGUUGACAGCUGGAGAACUCAAACGUACCAACCCUGAAAAGCAUCGUAUUACACAUUAAGGACCUUGGUAGCUGCAGUACAGCAAGCAGCCACCGUAGCAAAUUGGUGAGGCUGUUACCCAUAAUGAGGAAAUAAUUUGGCAAAUUUUUAGGGGUGGGAACUUUUUAAAAUGUUCAUAAAAAAAAAAAAAACAGGGCAGUCUUGUAGUUUAAAAUAUAUUUCUAAAA